AUGUCUGCUGCAAGCUCCCAACAUCUCAGCUGGCAGUCCGCCUUCGGAGGCAUCAGCGCCCUGGCUCUCAACACUAUGUUUCAGGAGGCUGGGUCCUUUGGAAACCUUCCGGAGCUCGCACGCUACGUCCUCCGCUCGUCCCCAAUUUUCUGCGUUGCGGACAUACUGCUCAUCGUGGGACUAUUUCUGGCUCUACUCCCUGGCCAUGGGUUUCUUACCGCCCUCCGCAUCGUCGCAUUGCUGCGCUAUCCAGCGGGAUGUCGUACUCCACCUAAAGCAACGGUUGGGAACCAAGUCAAGAGCCUCUUCUUGUUCAUCGCGAUGCUCAGUCAGCUUGUAAAGCUGUUGACUUGCAAAGGCAUCCCUUGGACACAAGCAUCGGCCAUCAUGUACAUGGUUCUGUACCUUCUGGAGGGCUUACUACGUCAUAUCGCAGUCGCGAUUCUCGACAACACGGCAAGCGAGCUUCGAAGUCAAUCGACUAUCAGAAUAAACCACUGUGGCCAAUUUGCUCUCAGUGUGAUUGCGCUGCUGCAGUAUGCCUUCUGGAUUGUGGCCAGCUUCCAAGCAUACCCUCCUGCUAUGAAUCAUGCAUGUCUGAGCAUAGACACAUUGGCCAUAACGGCAAUAUCGGUAAAUUGUCUUAAAUACCAAGCGCUCAUGCUGGGUGUACUACCUGUCAAUCUGGCUCCGUUACUCGCGCUUUUCGUUAUCGCGAGGCGGCGAUUCACUGAUAUACACACCCAGGAGUAUUCAAAGGCGGUCUUUGAGAUGGCCGCACUUCUGGUGAUUUCGCUGGCCGGCGUCGCAUUGGGGUUCGUAUUGGGUCCCGAGUCUGCCAAAAAGCCGGGUUUCAACGUGGCCCAACUGCGUAUGCCUGUCAUUGAUGCUGAACCAAGUACUCGUCUCAUUGGUGCACUACACUUUCGUUUACGACGCGGACGCCACGUACAAGCCAGCCUUCGCAGAGAACUUACCAUAAACCCGAGAGAUUUGCUGGUACGGUUCCGGGACGGCAGAUUCAUCGCAGCUGGAGCACUUACAGCAAGGCUUCGGAUGAUGGAUGGGACUUGA
This is a messenger RNA of Saxophila tyrrhenica, 1074 nucleotides long. RefSeq lists its product as uncharacterized. The record is from RefSeq and is a predicted model, not a curated record. The transcript has 2 exons. The coding region runs from base 1 to 1074 and encodes 357 amino acids. Lineage: Eukaryota; Fungi; Ascomycota; Dothideomycetes; Mycosphaerellales; Extremaceae.